This is a messenger RNA of Neltuma alba, 2253 nucleotides long. Its product is annotated as cysteine-rich receptor-like protein kinase 26. Gene Ontology annotation, cellular component: plasma membrane. Bases 1 to 2253 code for a protein of 750 amino acids. Gene Ontology annotation, molecular function: protein serine/threonine kinase activity; ATP binding. Gene Ontology annotation, biological process: protein phosphorylation. NCBI's taxonomy places the organism in Eukaryota, Viridiplantae, Streptophyta, Magnoliopsida, Fabales, Fabaceae. The transcript has 10 exons. The record is from RefSeq and is a predicted model, not a curated record.
AUGAAAAAUGACAAGUUCAUUUUAGCCAAUGAUAACUUCAAUAGAUCAAAUCACAACUUGACUGAGAAGUUAGAGAAUGAAGUGCAGAAAGUGAAAGUGCAACAAGAACAGAGCAGAACACAGCAGCAACAGAUGAAUGCAGCAUUGGCAUUCCUACUCCAAAACUUUGAGGGACAGCUGCCAUCUGAGCUUGUACCACGGUACAAGAUGGUCGAUACAGUGGAAAUCCAGGAGCCAAUAAAACUCAGGCGCCACACUCCAAUAAAAAUAGUUAGCUUAACUGUUCUUACCAUCGUCACAAUGAGGCUCUUCUCCUUUCUCUUCUUUCUCCUUGCCCUAACCCUAAUGUCUCAUCAGGGCACUGAAUCCCAACCAAACUUCUUAAAAUUUGUCUGUAAUGGGGCUACUGAUGAUAGCAACAGUACCUUUCAGACCAAUCUCAAAAACCUUUUGAUGAAUAUCUCCACCAUGCAAAUCGACUAUGGCUUCUACAACUUCUCCUCCGGCAAUAACUCCGACAGGGUUAACGCCAUCGCACUCUGCCGAGGAGAUAUUAAGGAACCAUAUUGUCGCAGUUGUCUCGCAGAUGCAAGGAUUACUCUUCUCCAGGAUUGCCCUAACGUGAAGGAGGCGAUCGGCUGGUACGAUAACUGCCUCCUGCGGUACUCCAACCGAACCAUAUUCGGUCGCAUGGAAACAUCGCCAUAUUUCUAUUUGUGGAACACACAAGAGGCGUUGGAGAAAGACCAGUUCAUGAGCGUGGUGACGAAGAUGAUGAAUCUUUUGAGAGACAGGGCUUCUUCCGGCAACUCUGUUCGGAAGUUCGCGACGGCGAAUGCGACAGGUCCGAGCAAUCAGACGAUAUAUGGUCUGGUAGAGUGCACGCCGGACUUGUCACAGAACGUUUGCAGAGCUUGCUUGAACGGGGCUAUCUCGGAAAUCCCGAAAUGUUGUAAUGGAAUGAAAGGUGGCAGAGUGGUGCGACCCAGUUGCAAGAUUGGAUAUGAGAGUUACAUCUUCUUUGAUCCUGCAGCUGCACAACCAUUCAUAUCAUUGCAGUCGCCGCCGUCUCCUCUUCCGCCACCUGCUCCUCCGACGGCACCCAAGAAAGGAAAGAGAAACACAACAGGAAUUGUUUUUGCCAUGGUUGUGCCAACUGUUGCGUUCAUCGCACUGGUCAUCUUCAUCGUUAUCAUUAAAGCCAGGAGGCCAAAGAAGACUAUUCGAACCGGAGAAGAUGAAGAUGAAAUCAUGACCGUUGAGUCAUUGCAAAUGGACUUUGAAACCAUCAGAGAGGCAACAAAUGAUUUUUCUGAUGCAAAUAAGCUUGGACAGGGUGGAUUUGGACCUGUUUACUUGGGUAGGUUAUAUAAUGGACAACAGAUCGCUGUAAAAAGGUUGAGUAGAGAUUCUGGGCAAGGUGAAAUGGAGUUUAAGAAUGAAGUGCUGCUGGUGGCCAAGCUACAACAUCGGAAUUUAGUGAGGUUACUAGGUUUUUGUCUCGAAAAAGAAGAAAAGCUCCUUAUUUACGGGUUUGUUCCCAACAAAGGCCUUGACUGCUUCAUCUUUGAUUCCGUCAAAAGGGUGAAAUUGGAUUGGGAAAAGCGCUACAAAAUCAUAAAAGGCAUUGCCAAAGGCCUUGUAUACCUUCAUCAUGAUUCUCAAAUACGAAUUGUUCAUCGUGAUCUCAAAGCAUGCAAUGUGCUCUUAGACGAAGAGAUGAAUGCUAAAAUAUCAGACUUUGGCAUGGCAAGAUUAUUUGUGGUAGAUCAAACUCAAGCCAAGACAAGUACAAUUGUUGGGACCUAUGGAUACAUGGCACCAGAAUACGUGAUGAAUGGAACAUUUUCAACUAAAUCAGAUGUCUUUAGUUUUGGAGUAUUGGUUUUAGAAAUUAUAAGUGGGCAGAAAAACAGUGAAUUUCAGAAUGGAGAAAAUGGGGAGCACAUAGUAAGCGCGGUUUGGAAAAACUGGACAAAAGGGACAUUGGCAAAUAUUGUGGAUCCAACGUUGAUGGAGGAUGCUGGGUCGAGAAAUGAAAUAAUGAGAUGCAUCCACAUAGGGUUACUGUGUGUUCAAGAAAAUGCAGAAGACAGGCCAACAAUGGCUUUCGUUGUUCCAAUGCUGAGUACUUAUUCCAUCACUCUUCCUGUUCCUUCAGAACCUUCAUUUUAUAUCUGGAGAAGCUUACCAGGAAUCAAAUCAGACGGAUCAGUAAAUCAGCUUUCAGUUUCAGAGCAAUAUCCUCGGUAG